Penicillium angulare is the source of this 2517-nucleotide messenger RNA. RefSeq lists its product as uncharacterized. The record is from RefSeq and is a predicted model, not a curated record. The transcript has a single exon. Gene Ontology annotation, molecular function: protein binding. Bases 1 to 2517 code for a protein of 838 amino acids. NCBI's taxonomy places the organism in Eukaryota, Fungi, Ascomycota, Eurotiomycetes, Eurotiales, Aspergillaceae.
AUGUUGACAAGUGGCCGCCCGUGUCUCGGAAGGCGUCUUUCCAUCGCCUUGGACACCGUCGCGGCUGGCCCGGAGGAUCCUCUGCUAUUCCUCUACCCCCGAUGGGCGGCCUCCGCCGUACAGCAACGGCGACCGAUCGCGUCCUUAGCUCUUCGAGCAGCCCCGAAGAAAAGCAAUCGAACCCCUCGCUCCUUCCGUACACCAAACAACCCCUCUGUAUAUACAUCUCCCCGACCGUUCCCUCAACAAUCGACCCAAUGGCACUCCAACCUCGCGAGCCGGGAUCUCAACGACCCACCAGAAAGCCUCUCGUCGCCAGUGCAAGACGACAAUACGGAGCCCACAGAUAAUGCUUAUGAGCUCAGGAAAUCUGUAUCAAGCAAUGGCUCUGUACAUUACCCGCAUCUGCAAGUCGAGGUCGACGACGACCUAGCACACGUGCCACAUAACCGAACUGGUCAAAAUACCACCCGUACAAACCCGCGGGAACGCCGAAAGGAGGGUCAACGACGUGCUGCUGCUUCCACAGAAUCUCAACAUCAGUCAAAGCUUGAUCCAACGGAGGAAAUUCAAGAAAUACUUUCCGUCCGAGAUCGGAGGAAGCUUCGCUAUGAAGCUUAUUUGAAACAGACUCAACCUCAGGCGUUUUCUGCUGCAAUGCAUGAGAGUUGGGAAGAUAUGAUGUACCUGAUAGAGGAAGUUGAGGAAAUAACUCAAACCCAGACCAGAAGAAGCAAUAGGCACAGGGAGCUGCUUAUUCCAGAAGAAACGGUGGCGGCGUUAUCUGGUAUGAUCGAUAAAAGUAUGAAGGAGAAUAUAUGGUAUAUGCAUCUACGCAAUGGAUGUAAAGUGCAAAUAUUGCAUCCCCGAGAAGGCGACGGAAUGAAUCGCAAGGUCAUUUUGACGGGAUCCGAACGUACUACGGAGCUGAUCAAAGGGGAUUUCCAACGCAUCCAAUCCCUUCAAGCUAGCGGCGAUCCUCUCGUUGAGAUAGGCAAGCCCCCCGUUUCCAUUUAUGCCACGAGAGAGAAUGCCCCCACAAUACGCGGAGUUUGGAAUUUCCUCUCGAGCAAGAAAAAACCAUUUACUCUCGAAUCUGUUCUUGCCUCUCGUCCUUCGUUGAGCACCGUCAAGGAAUUUGCUGAAUUCGUUGAGGACUUGACAAAUGCACACGGAUUGUCUGUUAAGAGUACCAAAGGGAUCCCAAACGGACGCUCGGUACGCUAUGGGAUUGAAAUCGCGCAGCAUAUUGAAGCGCUUUUCCAGGAUGAUACAUAUCGCAAGGUAUUCUCUACAGCUGCUUUGAACCAAGCCCUGGAAUUCCUGUGCGGCCGUGAUCAACUCAAGGCUGCCCGGCUUGUAUUUCGACAAGGACAAUAUGUUGCUACCGCAGACACCUAUAAUAUUCUACUACGAAGUGCCGGGCGCCGCCAGGAUAUCAAAUCCUUUCGUUGGUGCCUCAAAUUGAUGGCCGGAGCUAAGAUUUCCCCGAACUCUGACACCUGGCUCGCUCUGCUGGAGACUUUUGUCACUCCAAGCACUAAGGUUUCUUUAAUUACGCGUAUGGCGCACAAGGGUCUUUUGACAGAUGUAGCGGUGAUUCGAUCUGCUCUUCAAAUAACGAUUCAAGAUUCGCUCUAUGUGCACCUUCAAAAUGGACAAAACGUUGAAUCUUACUUUGCUCUCAUGAAACAAACCCAUGGGGCUGAUUGGUUCAAUGCAACGCUACUUGGCCAGAUGUUCAGUGUAGCUUCUCGUUUGAAGAACUUCGACGCAGUCAAUGAGUUGCUGGCGAUAUGCGCCAAAGAGUCGUUUGCAGUUGACGGUAUAUGUCUUGCUCAGAUUAUGCCCAUGUGUCGUUCAAGCAUUAGCCGUGCACUUCACUACACAUUUGAAUUUGGCAAAUUUUCUUCGUUCCGUUUUGUGCCCCAGGUGUGGGAGCGUUUGUUCUUGAUCGCCUUCAAGAGUCGCAAGUACAACAUUUGCCGAGUACUUUGGCGUCACGCCUGCUUGCAAAAAUCUGUCACAUACAAGAUGAAGCAAACUGUUCUCUCUACCCUGAGCCGCAACGUGUCCUAUAAAAAGACUGAUCAGAUCCGCGAGCUUUGGGACAUCAACGCUGGAAAAGUCAUCGUUGGUCUUGAUCAGAAUACUGGGAGCAGUAUCAUUUCAAAGUCCACGUUGGCAGAACUUCCUUCCGAAUUUCAAGAUAACCCUUUGCUCUUCCUCACGUCCGGAUUCAAGAGUGCUGGCGAACAACGCGAUCUCCAGCUUCGCGUAGCCAAAGAAAUUGUCAACACAGACAUCUUUCAAGCCCCAAAAUAUGAGCCUGUCAACUCUGUUUUCAUCAUGCUGGAAGCUGCGGCUAUAAUGGAUGAGCAAUGGAAAGGUGCACCGCGACCCUUGAACUGGGUGUUGCAGAAUGCCAUCCAAAUUCCGGUGAAACCCCGUCAAAUGGACACCUGGAAACCAGUCGAACAGCUUCAGUCAAGCGCUGAGAGCAGUGACAGCUCCUAA